Hippocampus zosterae (dwarf seahorse) is the source of this 5327-nucleotide messenger RNA. Its product is annotated as AP-3 complex subunit beta-2. Gene Ontology annotation, biological process: anterograde synaptic vesicle transport; vesicle-mediated transport; intracellular protein transport. Lineage: Eukaryota; Metazoa; Chordata; Actinopteri; Syngnathiformes; Syngnathidae. The transcript is spliced from 28 exons. The record is from RefSeq and is a predicted model, not a curated record. The coding region runs from base 654 to 4217 and encodes 1187 amino acids. Gene Ontology annotation, cellular component: AP-3 adaptor complex; membrane coat.
AGCACUUCCGGGUUCCUCGCCUCCUUCUGUCACGUGAUCUGCGCAUCAUAGCCCUCCUUCCCCCCUUUCUCCUCUUGCAACUAUUAUCCUCCUCCUCCCGGGGAUUACACGGUGCCUGUGCGCCUGUAAGGACAGUGGAACAGCUUCUAUACCCGCAACAAAAAUCUCGGUCGCCUCGGCGGGAGGUCGAAGACGCUGUAACGCCAGCACCAUGUCCGCCAGCUCGGCCUUCAACGACGAGAAAGGGGGCUCCUCCAGUGUCGGGGAGCCCGAAUAUGGCCACGAUCCGGCGAGUGGCGGGAUUUUCUCCUCGGACUAUAAAAGAACGGCUGAUGGCAGCUUGGCCAGACGCAGCGGCAGGAGUAGGCGCAGGAGCAGGAAUGGAAAGGAUCCCCUGGCAAUCAGAUUCGGAUUACCGUGUCCCCGUCACCACGGAGAUGUCUUUUUUUCCUUGCAGGAAGUGGAGCACUUCUGGAGAGUCUUGUUGCAUCAUCCCCGCGUGAGAUGUCCACAUUGGACUAGAAAAUUGUACUUGUGACAUUCAAGCUGUUUUGGAAACAACACAAGAGGAGCUACCGGCAUCUCUUGCUUCAGCGCUUUAACUGGGGAGGGGGGGUUGCCAAGUUUUUGUGGAAAAAAAAAAAAAACAGAAGAUGACCGCCAUGCAGAAGCUACUGCAGCUGCCCAUAAGCGCGGUAAACAUGGUGAAGACUGUGCAGAGUCAGGUGCAGGGCCAUGAGGAGGACAAGAGCCCCGUGCUCACCCCCGAUGGCGGGCAGCAGACCUGGUACAGCGCCCCGAGGCCCGACGAGUUGCGCCACCUCCGCUCGGGGAGCAGCAGCGGAGGAGGAGGAGGAGGAGGUGGUGGUGGCGAUGGAGGAAGAGAUCAGGAGGAACGAGCACCACCGGAGGAAGGUGGCGGCGGUAACGGGAGUUCACAAAGUCAACCUUUGCGACACGACGACCUCAAGGAGAUGCUGGACAGCAACAAAGACUCUCUGAAGCUGGAGGCCAUGAAACGCAUCGUGGCAAUGAUCGCUCGAGGUAAAAACGCAUCAGACCUCUUCCCUGCAGUGGUGAAAAAUGUGGCUUGUAAAAAUAUCGAGGUGAAGAAGCUGGUCUACGUUUACCUCGUGCGCUACGCUGAAGAGCAGCAAGACCUCGCCCUGCUCUCCAUCUCCACCUUCCAGCGAGGCUUGAAGGAUCCCAACCAACUGAUCAGAGCCAGCGCGCUGCGAGUUCUGUCCAGCAUCCGAGUCACCAUCAUCGUUCCCAUCAUGAUGUUGGCCAUUAAAGAGGCCGCUUCGGACAUGUCUCCGUACGUCCGGAAAACCGCUGCCCAUGCCAUUCCUAAGCUCUACAGUCUGGAUCCAGAACAGAAGGAUCAGCUGAUUGAAGUCAUCGAGAAGCUUCUCGCUGACAAAACCACCCUGGUGGCAGGCAGCGUGGUCAUGGCCUUUGAGGAGGUGUGCCCGGAGCGGAUCGACUUGAUCCACAAGAACUACAGGAAACUGUGCAACCUCCUGAUCGACGUGGAGGAGUGGGGUCAAGUGGUCAUCAUCAACAUGCUGACGCGCUACGCCAGGACACAGUUCCUCAACCCCAACAUCAAUGAGUCACUACUGGAGGAGGGCGGGAGCGGCGACAAGGCCUUCUACGGCUCCGAUGGCAAUGACGAAGACGAGGAGGACAAGGAGAAGAAGGCCGAGGCCGCCGCCCUAGCCAAGCGGAAACCUUACGUGAUGGAUCCCGACCACCGGCUGCUGCUGAGAAACACUAAGCCGCUCCUGCAGAGUCGCAACGCAGCUGUGGUGAUGGCCGUGGCUCAGCUCUACUUCCAUCUCGCUCCCAAAGCGGAGGUCGGCGUGAUCGCCAAGGCUCUGGUGCGUCUUCUGCGGAGUCACAGUGAAGUCCAGUAUGUUGUUCUUCAAAACGUGGCCACUAUGACCAUCAAAAGAAGGGGGAUGUUUGAACCUUACCUGAAGAGUUUCUAUAUCCGCUCCACAGACCCGACACAGAUAAAAAUCCUGAAGCUGGAGGUUCUCACCAAUCUUGCCAAUGAGACAAACAUCUCCACGAUUCUUCGAGAGUUUCAGACAUACAUCAAAAGCGUGGAUAAAGACUUUGUGGCCGCCACCAUCCAAGCCAUCGGCCGCUGCGCCACCAACAUCGGAGAAGUGCGGGACACGUGUCUGAACGGCCUGGUGCAGCUGCUCUCCAACAGAGACGAGUUGGUGGUGGCUGAGUCGGUGGUGGUGAUCAAGAAGCUGCUGCAGAUGCAGCCCGAGAAGCACAGCGACAUCAUCAAACACAUGGCCAAACUGACGGACAACAUCCAAGUGCCGAUGGCGCGGGCCAGCAUCCUGUGGCUGAUCGGGGAAUAUUGCGAGCACGUGCCUAAGAUUGCCCCGGAUGUCCUGAGGAAGAUGGCCAAGUCCUUCACCAACGAGGAGGACAUUGUCAAGCUGCAGAUACUCAACCUGGCCGCCAAGCUCUACCUCACCAACUCCAAACAGACCAAGCUGUUGACGCAGUAUGUCCUCAACCUGGCCAAGUACGACCAGAACUACGACAUCCGCGAUCGGGCGCGCUUCAUCCGCCAGCUCAUCGUGCCCACCGAGAAGAGCGCAGCCCUCAGCAAAUACGCCAAGAAACUCUUCCUGGCCCUCAAGCCUGCGCCUGUCCUGGAAUCUCCGUUUAAAGACCGAGACCACUUCCAGCUGGGCUCGCUGUCCCACCUGCUGAACGCCAAAGCCGGCGGCUACCAGGAGUUGCCCGACUGGCCGGAAGCCGCCCCAGACCCGUCCGUUCGCAACGUGGAGGUGAAGGAGUCUUCCUGCCAGGUAUUUUCGCUGCUCGAGCGAGUCACAACGUUGACCAGCGUGCCCGAAUGGACCAAGUGCAGCAGCCGAGAGAAGAGGAAGGAGAAAAAAGUCGAAAAGCCCUUCUACUCCGAUUCUGAGGGCGAGUCUGGGCCAACCGAGUCUGCUGACAGCGAGUCCUACUCCUCCAGCGGCUCCGACAGCGCCAGCGCGAGCGCCGAAAGCGGCUCGGGAUCCCAGAGCGAAGAAAGCGAAGACGCUUCCGACUCGGAGGAUGAGGAGGACAAAAAAAAGAAGAAAGAAUUCAAGAAGCUGGCGCAAGGAAGCGAAAGUGAGCAAAGCAGCGAGGGCGACGAGAGGAAGCGCGCGAGGAAGAGCAAACAACAGAAGAGCCAAUCGGAGUCGGAGACGGACGAAGACGAGGAGAGCGAUUCCGAAAACAGCCAAUCUGAAUCUGAAGACUCCGAGUCGGAGGUGGAUGUCAAAAACAAGAAGGCGGUGCAAUCAAAAGCUCCCUCCAAGCCCGUCAUAAGAGAGACCAAGAAAGAAAAGAAAGAAAUGUCCUUGCUGGACCUCGACGACUUCGAACCCGCCCCAUCGCCUCAAGUCACGCCCGUUAACUCCUUCCUGUCCAGCAGUCUCGUGACCGACCUGGAGGGCUUGUCGUUGUCCGACUCGGUUCUCUCACCCGCGGCCAUCUCGCCGUCCGGCACGCAGAAGUGCUACGAGCUGCUGCACCGCAUCUCUGGCGAGGGCCUGUCGGUGGAGUACCGCUUCAGCCGCCAGCCCUUCGGCCCCGACGCCAACAUGGUGGCGGUGCAGAUGCAUUUUGCCAACAGCGCCGCCACGGAUGCCAAGAACCUGCACAUGGAGGACGUCAAGCUGCAGUCUGGCAUGAGGGUCAUGAACUUCCCGGAAAUCGAGCUGCUGCCUGCGGGUGAGACGACCACCGCUGUGAUGGGCAUCGAUUUCUGCGACUCCACGCAAGCGGCAAACUUCCAGCUGUGUACUCACAGCAGGAAGUUUUUCGUGUCCAUCCAGCCGCCGGUCGGAGAGCUGAUGAAACCGGUUUUCAUGACCGAGAACGAGUUUAAAAAGGAACAAGGUCAGCUCAUGGGCAUGAAUGAGAUCACAGAAAAGCUGACGCUGGAUGCGAAGUGCCGGAACGAGCACGCCAUCGUCCAGAGGGUGUCGGCCACCGCCAACCUCAGCAGAGUGCCCUGCGGCUCAGACAAGGAGUGCAGGUUUGCCGGCCGGACGGUGAGCGGCGGCAGCCUGGUGCUCGUCACCGUGGCCACCGAGGAGGACGGCAGUGCCCGGCUGACUCUCAACUGCGAGAAGAUGGUGAUCGGCACCAUGCUGGUCAAGGACGUGCUGCUGGCUCUCACGCAGUGAAUCUUUGUGGGAUUUCCUUUUUUUUUUCUUUGUGACAAUCGCAUCUGCUCACGAGAACAACAUGACAGCAAAAAAAAAAAAAAAAGAAAUCCGCUUGUCCUGCCCGUUUAUUUGGCGUAUUAUUCUUUUUCAAACUAUUUCGACCAAAUUUCAUAUUGAGGGAUUUUUUUUGGACUAAUGUUCGCAUUUUUCUUUCACAGUUUCUACCAAAUUACAGAUUCAAUAGCACUGGAGAUUUUUUUUUUUUUUUUACUGUAACAUCAACAAAAUUUGGUUACCAGAUUUUGUUUGUCAAUGUUUGCCGUUUUUUUUUUUUCAUUUGGAAUUUUAAAAUGAUUUCUCCUAAAUGAAAUAAUAUUUCAGGGUUUUGUUGUUAAUGCAGUUUGAGUGGAUUUAUGUAAUUAAUUUGUAUUUAUUUAUUUAUACCAAAUUCCAUAAGCACUUGCUGCAUCAACAAAAUGAGGGGAACACCAUGCCGGUUUCUUAAAAUGAUACUUUUAUUUUUUAACACAAAUGUUAUUUAUUAGGAAAAUCGUAGCUGAUGAAAUAAGAUCUAGGUGUUUUUGUUUCAAUGUGGCAUAACCGUUUCAAUCCUUGUCUUGCAGUCGAAGCAGAACAUAUACCAGGAAUAAACAUUUGAAAGCUCGCCGUGUACGCGCGCCACCGCUACGGUAUGUACAGGAUGUGUAUGUUAAAUAUACAGUAUACAGUACGCAGGAAACAAAAAGCUCAUCUUGUCAUUUUAACUUUUUUUUUUUUUUUUUUUACGGUCUUUACAUGAUCAUUUGAUUGUAUAUUUGUUGUUUUUCCUUUGGGCCUCAAAGUGUAGUUAGACUGCUGGACGUGUCACUUUCCCCCUGACAAUUUUGGCUUGAAAUUAUCGAGUAGUUCUGACAUGCGUGAAAGUGAAACUAAGUAAAAUAGUUCUUUUAAAAACAUCGAAAUAAUCGAGUAGCCAUCGUAUGCUGUAAUGAGUAGGAAAAAAAUGCCAUACUUUCUGACAGUUUUGACUGAAAAGGCUCAAGUUCAAUUCAUGUUAGUCUUUUUUUUUUUUAAAGAAAUGAUAACUUUUGAUGUACUUAAGAGUAUGUACUAAAAAUUAAAAAUUUU